AUGCUCUUCUCCGACCGAGCAGAGCAACAAAUCAGACAUGAUCCACCUUUACCUGUGCUCUCUCAGCGCGAGAAACGAAAACAGUCAGAAGCGCCCGAUCGGGUUUAUGGGUUAAAACAGACAGAUAACUUCAAGCUCCUCUUGGACUCAGAUGACAGGCGUGGUGCUGGUACUACGCCUAGUCGAUCGCUAUACGAAACUUUAGAAGUCAGUCCAUUUGAGCCUGAGGGUGAGCCAUUACUCUAUCCUUUUCUUGUUAUGGAAGCAAAGUCAAGCAAAGGGGCAGAUCGUAGAGAAGUCAACAUGCAGACUGCGUUUGUCAUUAGGCGUCUUCUCAAUGUGCAGCUUGGCCUCAAAGAAGCAACUGGCGAAGAAUCACAGUGGGAAUCCGGGCCUCUUGUUUGGUUUUUAGCAUGGCGAGGUGAAAUCUGGGAAGCAUCCGCUGCAUUUGUGCGAUGUUGCAGCAACGGAGGCAAACGUAUUUUCAACAACUUCUCCCACCCGAAGGACCUUCAAUUGGUUGAAUCAUUCACAAGAUACAUCAUCAUCGACAUUUCAAGCUCCAUUAUCUACUCGUGGUGCUAG
Penicillium malachiteum is the source of this 585-nucleotide messenger RNA. RefSeq lists its product as uncharacterized. The transcript is spliced from 2 exons. Bases 1 to 585 code for a protein of 194 amino acids. Lineage: Eukaryota; Fungi; Ascomycota; Eurotiomycetes; Eurotiales; Aspergillaceae. The record is from RefSeq and is a predicted model, not a curated record.